Messenger RNA from Hirundo rustica (Barn swallow), 2840 nucleotides. It is a transcript of the gene SCPEP1, whose product is annotated as serine carboxypeptidase 1. Lineage: Eukaryota; Metazoa; Chordata; Aves; Passeriformes; Hirundinidae. The record is from RefSeq and is a predicted model, not a curated record. Gene Ontology annotation, biological process: proteolysis. The coding region runs from base 25 to 1485 and encodes 486 amino acids. The transcript has 14 exons. Gene Ontology annotation, molecular function: serine-type carboxypeptidase activity.
GUGACCCCGGGAGCUGAGGGAGCGAUGGGGCCGCUCCGACUUGGGGUCGCGCUGUCCGUGCUGCUGCUGGCGGCAGAAGUGAUCCUCUGUCUAUGUGCAUAUGCACUCCUUGGGGACUGUGAAGUGAUGCGGUCUCCGCAGACGCCCAGGUCAAAGUACCGGGAUGAGCUCAGUGGAUCGGGCCAUGGAGCCAAUAACGCCAAGGCUGCGGGUGUAGUUCUGAGGCAGCCCCAGGAGCCCAAAGAGGUGUGGGGAUAUGUGGAGGUUCGCAGCAAGGCCCACAUGUUCUGGUGGCUCUACUAUGCAAAUAACCCAACCCAACACUUCACAGAGUUACCUCUCGUCUUGUGGCUUCAGGGAGGUCCAGGAGCUUCAGGCUGUGGAUAUGGGAACUUUGAAGAGAUUGGUCCAUUAGACAAAGCAUUUAAACCAAGAAAUACAACCUGGUUGCAGGCAGCCAGUAUCUUGUUUGUGGAUAAUCCUGUGGGCACUGGAUUCAGUUAUGUGGAUGAUUGCAGCCUGUUUGCCCAAAACCUUACCACAGUAGUUUCUGAUAUGAUGGUUUUUCUUGGAGAAUUCUUCAAGUGUAGAACAGAAUUCCAGACCAUCCCAUUCUACAUAUUUUCUGAAUCUUAUGGAGGUAAAAUGGCUGCUGGGAUUGCUUUAGAGCUGCACAAGGCUGUUCAAAAAGGGACCAUAAAGUGCAAUUUUAUGGGGACUGCUCUUGGAGACUCCUGGAUUUCUCCUUUGGACUCUGUGCUGUCCUGGGGGCCCUACCUUUACAGCACUUCUCUCCUUGAUGAUAAUGGUCUAGCAGAGGUGACUGCUGUUGCCAAAGAAAUAAUGGAUGCAAUAAAUAAAAAUCAGUAUGGGCUGGCUACUGAGCUCUGGGGCAAGGCUGAAGGUGUCAUUGAAGAGAACACAGACAAUGUGAACUUUUAUAACAUCUUGACUAAGGAGGUUCCAGAAGUGAAAUCAGAUGAACAAGAAAAUCUUCAUCUCAUGCGGCUUUACCAGCGCCAUGUCAGAAAAAUGCAUCAGAGCAGCCUCGAUGAGCUGAUGAAUGGGCCCAUCAGAAAGAAGCUGAUGAUCAUUCCUGACUGUGUGAAGUGGGGAGGUCAGUCCAGACAGGUCUUUGAGAACAUGGCUGAGGACUUCAUGAAGCCUGUCAUCGAUAUUGUUGAUCAGCUUUUGGCAGCCAAUGUCAGUGUUACAGUCUAUAAUGGGCAGCUGGACCUCAUUGUUGACACCAUGGGCCAGGAGGCAUGGAUCCGGAAACUGAAGUGGUCUGAUUUGGACCAGUUCAGCCAGAAAAAGUGGAAGGCGCUGUAUGUGUCUCCAGAAUCCACAGAGACAGCUGCUUUCCACAAGGCCUAUGAGAACUUCGCUUUCUUCUGGAUUCUCAAGGCUGGGCACAUGGUACCAGCUGACCAAGGAGAGAUGGCACUCAAAAUGCUCAGGAUGGUGACCCAGCAGCAGCACUAGGGGAGGGGAGCUCAGCUGGUCUGGCUUCCUACCCAGCACCAGGGCUCUGGAGGAGUGUGAAUCUGGGAUCCUAAGCCAAAGGAGGCAACAGUGGCUGUUUGUACACACAGCCUUCCUCAUCUUGCUGAUACUGAGCACAAGUGCUGGUGGAAAGGCAUUUUUUUCCUUGAAUGAGUUACUGCUUUUGAAUUUUUAAGCUGUGAUUUGCUGCCUUAACACUGUUCAUAAAUGACUUCCCGAAGGAAGUCCCCUGUCCUAAAGAACAAACCCCAAACCUUUGCCUUGGAAGGAUUUUGUGCUCUUGCCCUUCCCUGAAUGCUCCCUUGUCUCUUUGCACACCAAGAGUAAAACUGAUUUGACUUGAUUUGCGUUGCGUUCCUCUGGGAGAGCUAACCUGCUUCAUGAGGCUGUGGAAUGUUCCUUCCAUUGUCCUCAGGCUUCUGCUUGAGUCACCUCAUUGGCUGGAUUACAAACUGAAGACAUGGAAAUGCCAAACAGAGGACCUGUCCUAGAGGAAUCACAGUCCAUCUCAUCCUGCUGAGGUUCCUGAAUUAGGAUCCGGGUUUCUUCAGACUUCCUGUCCUAUGGAGAGAGAAAAACAUCCCCCAGAGGAGGAUUUGACCCUUUUCAUCUGACCAUUUGUUUCUUAUUUCCAUUCUUAAUGCUCACUACUCAAACUUUGCCUUUAUCCUCAACACCUAAAGCACAUCCAGCAGGAAUUCCUGCUUUUCUGUAUCCUGAAGCAGAAGCCUGUUAAUACCCUCUUGUACCAAUGAGUCCAACAGACAGAAGCUCUCAAAACCUUCUGGGUUUAGCCAGAAGGAAAGGAGCAUUAUUUGAACAAUAAUGGCAUCAUUCUGAAAGGAGUGUUUAAAAGAAGGAUAUGUUUAAAAGAAGGAUAUACAAAAUCUUUAUCCAUGUCUUUUAGAGAUUUUUUUUAAAGUCUUGCAGAGAAGUAUUAUUUUGAAACUUUUUUUUUUUUUAAUAAUACAUAGUCAAGAAGAGACUUGGUCAGACAUCAUUUGACUUUUGCUAUGGAGAAUGAAGUAGUUGUUUUUUAUUGGUGUCUGAUAGGAGGCACAACAGCUACUUCUAGCUGUCAGAAUCCUAAAUAAAUAGCAACCUCUCAAUUACUCCAGCCACUGAAACUGUCAUGAAAUACCUGUUAGCAUUGUCUUAGCAAGAACUGAGGCACAGUGCUGUGUGAGCACACAUGCAAUCAUCCAGCAGCUGCACUAUUGGCUCCUAAUAAUUGCUUUCCUUUUUCAUGUUCCCUUCUUGCAUUCUUGAACUUUAGCAAUGGGAAUCCACAUUUGGUUUUUUAAACACCUUUUUCAAUAAAUAAGUCUAAUUCA